AUGAAGUUCCUCCUCUUCGCCUCCACGGCCUUGGCUCUCGUCAGGCGCCAGGGCGAUGUUCUCUCGGCCGACGUUGCCGCCAUUGUCACGAGCGUCACGGCUCUCCAGACACAGGUCAACAACUUCCAGGGCGCCGCUCAGGCUGAUGCCUUGAUUGCCGCCUCUGACGGCGUUGUCGCCGCCAUCAAGAAGGGUAUUGCUGAUGCCAAUGCCUCUCCUCCGUUGACCCAGGAGGAAGCGUUCACUCUCGUCCCGCCUCUGAACAACCUGAUUGGCGUCGUCAACAAGACCGUCGGUGCUUUGGUCGCCAAGAAGCAGAUCUUUGCUGACUCUGGCCGCGGCUGCGAGGUCUACCCUCAACUCGUCAAGCAGGGAGCCGACUCCAAGGCUUUCUCUGAUGCUCUUGUCGCCAAGGUUCCUGACGCACUGAAGGGCAUUGCCGGCCAAAUCUCUGCUCCGAUUUUGCAGAGCUUGGCUGACGGUGCCGCUGCGUUCAAGGACGUCGACAACGGCGGCGGCGGCACAUCCGCUUCUUCUUCGGCUUCGAAUUCUGCCACUCAGACUGGUACCGCUUCCGGAACUGCCACUUCAUCCGGGUCUGCUACCGGCACCGAGACUUCUGGCGCCGCGACUGGUACCACUGAGCCUUGCGCGACUGAGACUGGCUCCAAGACUCACACUGCUUCCGCUACAGCUACCGCUACCGGCUCCGAGCCUUGUGAUGAGACUACCACUGUUGAAGUACCUGUGACGGAGACUAUCCCUUGCACCACCACUGGUGGUUCUGGAUCUCAGACCUCCGGCGGCUCUGGUUCCCAACCUACUGGUGGCUCCGGUUCUCAUCCAACUGGUGGCCCCGGUUCUCAACCUACCGGUGGUUCUGGUUCUCAACCUACCGGUGGUUCUGGUUCUCAACCUACCGGUGGUUCUGGAACUUCUGGUUCUCAGCCCACUGGCGGCUCUGGUUCCCAACCUACUGGUGGCUCCGGUUCUCAGCCUACUGGUGGCUCUGGUUGCCCAGGUUGUGCUCCUGGAGAAACCAGCCCUGGAUCUGGAUCUGGCCCUAAUCCCACCACCCUUGUCCCCGUCCCAUCGGGUGGCGAAGGCGGUCAUGGAGGAAGCGGAGGCAACGGUGGAAACGGCGGGAGCCCGUCUCCCAGCUCUCCUGUUAUAGUCGCCGGCGCUUCCCGGGGAGAAAUCCCCCUGGCCGUAGCCAUUGCUGCUAUUGUUGGCGCUGUGGGUGCUGCUCUCUAA
This is a messenger RNA of Metarhizium acridum CQMa 102, 1254 nucleotides long. Lineage: Eukaryota; Fungi; Ascomycota; Sordariomycetes; Hypocreales; Clavicipitaceae. The record is from RefSeq and is a predicted model, not a curated record.